Coregonus sp. 'balchen' is the source of this 10269-nucleotide messenger RNA. The record is from the annotation of a GenBank genome assembly. Lineage: Eukaryota; Metazoa; Chordata; Actinopteri; Salmoniformes; Salmonidae.
AUGCUCGUCGCUGGAACGUGCUCUGCCUGCGAGAGAGGCAUCCGCUCCGUGUCUGUAUGCAUGACAGCGCUGCAGAGCCGAAGCACAGCCACAGCCAGAUCCACCUCCCAGAGAGAGGGAGGGGAGACCGACAGACAGACCUGUGGCGAUCAGCUGGCUGGAUGCGUGUUAUUCGUGCAGUUGUGUCCUUACCACCUCCAUGAAAGGUAUGGCUGUAACCUUGCGAUUGACGCACACAUUUACACACACUUGACACGCAGCCUAUGUACAUACACCAGUGAGCUAUAGUAUGGUAUAUUUGUAGAGCGUAAUAAUGUAUUACAUUGUAUAAUGGAGUCUGAAGCUAAAUAAUUCCUCUGCGAUGUGGAGCCUGGUUAGUCUGCACUAGCAGCAAUCUGUAUUCUGGAUGAGAUGAGUCAUAAUGUCUAAACCUCGAUUGGCGGGAUUAUUUUUCUCUCCUAGAACAUUCGCUUCAACAUUAGGAAUGCAUGGUUUACAAUGAAUUAUUUGUAGCAUAUUGUAAAUUGUUUGUGAUAAUAGCUCUACAGGUUAAAUCGCGCAUUUUACGCGAAGAUAUUUCAAAGUCACCAAAGGACAUAUUGUGACAUGCCAGUGCCCUUCAAAAAUAUUGAAUGUGCAGAUUAUACUGUAUUUCUCAAAAUAUGUCAUAGGUUAGAUAAUUUAAAUAAUAUGAUCUCUAGGUGAUAAGAUUACAUUGGUGACAUAUUUUUAUAACCUGAUAGCAACCUAUAGCCUACUAUACUAAUUUACUAUCAUGUUGUAGUAGGUAAUCUAGUAGGUUAAUAUUAUUUGAAUAUGAAUUAGACAUAUUUUUUGGCUGGUUUGACAUACAGUACAUCACCCACAUAUAUUAGAUUCCACCCUGAUUUAUCUAAUCGAUUUGAUUUAUUCUACAAAUUGCAGGCAGUUAGAUCAUUUAAUAUAAACCAAUGAAGGUCCCCCAGCUUUGCAUCAUCAUAAUGUGUUCCCAGUAUUAAAACAUCCAGACCACCAAAGGAGCAAUCAGCAUCCCAAACUAAUAAAGCUCUGCAAUGAAUGUCUCCAGUGUGACUGUGCUUGGCCUAACAAGCUGUUGCUGCAUCCUGCCAAGUAAAAAGGAGGAAUGCCUUCUUGAAAAAUAGGCUAGGGAACCAGGCAGCUGGGUGGAUAGAUGUUACCAAGGGUACUUACUCUGUUCUGGUCAGAGAGCAAGCAAACCGCAGUUCACACAUUUGGAGGCAAUGUACUACAGUGUGAAUGUUCAGUGUAUUUUUAUUCUUAUAAUGUAAAGUUAUAGCCAGACACCAUCUGUCUUUAUGCUCAAAUCAAGUACUGUACAUAACUAACUAACCAUAUUCCACCAUCCUAGAACCUGAGACGUCCUCCUAGAGGACAGGAGAGGUCUGGAGCCUGAGGAUGGACACCAUCUCCAUGCUGGGCAGUGGCUGCAGCAGCCCGGCUUACACCCACACAGCCCACCCCACCACCCCCUCCCUGUUCCUCCCCAACGGGGUGAUGAAGAACGGCCCCAGGGACCCUCCUCCCCAUGGCCCCCUCCCCAAGCCUGUUGUGGCCAUCCUGGGCUCAGGUGACUUCUCCAAGUGCCUGACCAUCCGUCUGCUCCGCUGUGGCUUCCACGUGGUGGUGGGGAGCCGCCAACCCAAACGGGCCGCUGAGUUCUUCCCUCAUGUUGUUGAUGUGACCCACCAUGAAGACGCUGUGGGUAAAGCUGCAGUGGUUUUCCUCGCUAUCCGCAGGGAGCAUUAUUCUGUUCUCUGGGACCUCAAACAUCUGCUGGCAGGGAAGGUGUGUAUGUGUGUGUGUGUGUGUGUGUUGGGGGAUUGAGUUGUUUUUUUCCUCAUCAAUCUACACACAGUGCUCCAUAAUGACAAAGCAAAAACAGGUUUUUAGACAUUUUUACAAAUGUAUAAAAAAAAAAAAGAACGGAAAUAUCACAUUUACAUAAGUUUUCCAUUCUUCUUCUUCUUCUUCUUCUUCUUCUUCUAAGGUUCUGGUGGACGUGAGCAACAACCGCCGUGUGAACCAGUACCCUGAGUCCAACGCUGAGUACCUGGCCUCCCUGCUCCCAGACUCUACAGUGGUGAAGGGCUUUAAUGUCAUAUCAGCCUGGGCUAUGCAGUCUGGACCCAAAGAUGCCAGCAGGCAGGUAAGAUGGAAGAAGAGGACUGUGUCCCAAAUGGCUCCCUGUGUCCCAAAUGGCACCCUGCGUCACAAAGGGCUCUGCUCAAAAGUAGUAAACUAUUUAGGGAAUAGGGUGCCAUUUGGGACACACCAAGGUUUAUUUCAGGAUUUACUUAUUCAGAAUUAAUUCAGGAUCAAACACUCUUAAACCCGGUCCCACUGUUUAACUCAUUGCACAGUUAGUCAUUCGUUUUUUACUUAAAAAUAUUGUAUUGCAUAAACCACGCAAAGCGACAUGACUAAAUGAGUCUUUUAACAUAAAUAGAAUGUCUCCCCUGAUACAGACUUGUUGCAGGUAACAAACCACUCAGUCUAUUAAAGUGAGUCCCAGAGCUGAAUCUGCUGAAAUAACAGUGUUGGCAGCCAAGGCAGUAUAGAUGUUGACCUGUUCGUCUAGCAUGGUUCCAGAUCUGUUUCUGCUGUGGUGCCGAACUGGCAAGACAGCACAAACAGAUCUGGAACCAUGUUAGGCAACAAAAUGUCUACAGAGAAAUUAAAUGGCAGCAUCAGACUCUGACCUCGACAACUUAUUGUUAAAACGAGAGGCUGCCUGGAUCUUUAAUUUAAAGACCCUUGCUCCCUUCGGUCUCAACGUAGACUUUGAUUUGAAGCCAUUCUUGUGAUUAUUGUGAUUUUGCUAUUCAUUGUAAAUGUUUGUGGGCCUAUGUAGCCAAGUUGAAUCUAUGAUCGUAUGCUAUCUAUACAUGUUUUUUGUAUAUUCUGUUUAUCUGUGAAUUAACCAAUGAUAUCUGGCUACACCCAGCCAUGAUUACAGACACCUGUGUGUGUCCUUUGACACUAUAUAAACUAGUGACCCGCAGUGUUUGUCAUUAUACCCUGAUGAAGAUAGCUUGUCUGUCAAAACGUUGGCUAUUAGUUUAUUAAAUUAUUGCAUCUGAGCCCCUAGAGUGUGACUCUCCUUUUCUUUUUCAACAGACUCCUGUUGCAGCAUCAGACUGCAACAGGAUCAGCUGAAUGGCUGCUGAUAGCCUCAAGCAUCCAUAAAAUAACCUCUAAGCAUCCAUUGUCCUAACACUCGUUUGUUGUGCUCUUUUGGGCAGCAACUCCCUCCCUCUGCAUCAUUCUCAGUUGUUCAAUGUCAGUUGUUACAAACCAUUGUUGUUGACACAAUCUGAUUGACUGACCUUUCAAAGAGGUGCACUGACAUUCUCCUCAAUACAGACCCACCCCCUACGGCAUGAUGAUGUCAUAUGCGGGGAACAUGAUUAUGACAUAUCGCAUCUCAGGAUAAAGUCACUGCACCCUCAUCUUUAUUCCUAUGAUAUCUCACUAGAAGGAGUGUAAGGCAAACUACUGAGCUGGUUAAAGCAUUAACAGUCCGGUCUGUGCUUGCCUGGGGGACUAAUUCCUCCAAAUAUUAUGCAAGGAUUAUAGUGAGACACUACAGCUGAGAAGAACGUUUUACGCUGCCAGCCUUCUUCAAAUAAAACCAUUCUGGUCACACACACACACACAGUAAAUUCUAUUAACACAAUUGGGACAAUGAAAAAACAAGCUCGAUAUUAUGAACCAGGGAAUCAGAUUGUGUUUGUGUCAGUCACAAGGGAUAGAAUCAACCACAUCCAUGUUUUCCUUUUACAUUAUUAUGUCUGCCAAUUAUUUGUUAUUUCAUGCCUAUGGCAGUGUAAAAAAAGCCUUUAUAAAGGAGUGUUUGAUUGAUAAGAUAAGACUUCAUCGAGGCUGUUUAAAAAAAAAGUACUCUACACAUUACAACAUCACAUUCACAAUACAUACAUUGCACAUUGACCGUGUCAACAUAGAUUGAUUGACUGACUGAUUGACUACCUUGAUUUAUUAUUGUUUGAUUACCCAUUCCUCUAGGUGUACAUCUGCAGUAACUCUGUGGAGGGCAGACAGCAGAUCAUGGAGCUGACCAGACAGCUCAACUUCACCCCAGUGGACAUGGGAGCCCUCUCCUCCUCCAGAGAGAUUGAGAACAUGCCCCUGCGCCUCUUCCCUGACUGGAAAGGCCCCGUGCUAGCCACUGUGGCUCUCUCCAUCUUCUUCUUCGCCUAUUCAUUCGUCCGGGACAUCAUCCACCCGUAUGUGAAGAGCAAACAGAGUGACUUCUAUAAGAUCCCUAUAGAGAUGGUGAAUAGGACUCUGCCCACGGUGGCCAUAACACUACUCGCUCUAGUCUACCUGGCGGGCCAGCUAGCCGCGGUCCACCAGCUGUACUAUAGGACUAAGUACAGGAGGUUCCCUCACUGGCUGGAGGGCUGGCUACAGAGCAGGAAACAGCUGGGGCUGCUGAGCUUCUUCCUAGGCUGUGUCCACGUUCUCUACAGCCUCUGUCUACCCAUGAGGAGAUCAGAGAGAUACCUGCUCCUCAACAUGGCCUACCAACAGGUGGGUGAUGGACAGAGGAAGGGAGGGAGGAAGGGAGAGAGAGAGAAAGGGAGGGGGGAAGGGGAGAGGGAGGGUGUGUGUGUAUCAAAUCAAAUCAAAUCUUAUUGGUCGCAUACACAUAUUUAGCAGAUGUUAUUGCGGGUGUAGUGAAAUGCUUGUGUUCCUAGCUCCAACAGUGCAGUAAUAUCUAACAAUACACAACAAUACACACAAAUCUAAAAGUAAAAUAAUAGAAUUAAGAAAUAUAUAAAUAUUAGGAUACGCAAUGUCAGAGUCCGGAGUAUAAAUAUAUAUAUAUACUGUAUGUGUUUGUGUCAAGUCAAAGACUCCCUUCAUAAAUGCUGUUGUUUAUGUAAUAGAGGUCUGUAGAUGUUUUAUCAGAUUUAAGUUCACUUUGGAAUUGUGAAUCAGCAACAGUGCAGCAACACUGUAACUGUUAUGCAGUUAUAUUCUCCUCUAUAAUUCUAGUCUUGAGAGUGACCUACAUUGAAGUGAUUGGAUGUUUGGCCUCAGAGUGACUCAUCUAUUUGUGCUGUGGCUCCUGAGGCAUGGCCAUAAACAACACUUACGACAGCCAGCCAGCUAGCUGCACUGGGAAGAGCACAGAGGGACAAACAACAUGCACAUACUGUAGAUCAUUCGGUUGCCAUAUAGUACACAACUUCUUCUUCACAAACUAAUUGUAAUGCAUCUUUUCCUGAUGGUGUUCAUAUAAAUGAACCUAUAAGCUAUGUUCUCAUUCAAAUUGGGUAUUGUGAACAACAUACAUAAAAUCAAAUCAAAUCAACAUUUAUUUGCCACAUGCGCCGAAUACAACAGGUGUAGACCUUACAGUGAAACGCUUACUUACAAGCCCUUAACCAACAAUGCAGUUUAAAGAAAAAAAGCGUUAAGUAAAAAAUAGGUAACUAAAAACUAAAACUAACAAAUAAUUAAAGAGUAGUAGUAAAACAGCAAGGCUAUAUAUAGGGGGUACCGGUACAGAGUCAAUGUGCGGGGGCACAGGUUAAUCGAGGUAAUUCGUACAUUUACAUUUUAGUCAUUUAGCAGAUGCUCUUAUCCAGAGCGACUUACAUUAUCUUUUUUUUUUUUCAUACUGGCCCCCCGUGGUAAUCGAACCCACAACCCUGGCGUUGCAAACGCCAUGCUCUACAUCCCUGCCGGCCAUUCCCUCCCCUACCCUGGACCAAUUGUGCGCCGCCCCAUGGGUCUCCCGGUCGCGGCUGGCUACGACAGAGCCUGGAUUCGAACCAGGAUCUCUAGUGGCACAGCUAGCGCCUUAGACCACUGCGCCACUCGGGAGAGUAGAUGGUAGGUAGAGUUAAAGUGACUAUCCAUACAUAAUAAACAGAGAGUAGCAGCAGCGUAAAAGGGGGGGGGGGGGGGGGGGGGAACAAUGCAAAUAGUCCGGGUAGCCACUUUAUUAGCUGUUCAGGAAUCUUAUCGCUUGGGGGUAGAAGCUGUUAAGAAGCCUUUUGGACCUAGACUUGGUGCUCCGGUACAGCUUGCCGUGCGGUAACAGAGAGAACAGUCUAUGACUAGGGUGGCUGGAGUCUUUGAUAAUUUUUAGGGCCUUCCUCUGACACCACCUGGUAUAGAGGUCCUGGAUGGCAGGUGCCUUGUGGUCGGAGGCCGAGCAGUUGCCAUACCAGGCAGUGAUGCAACCAGUCAGGAUGCUCUCGAUGGUGCAGCUGUAUAACUUUUUGAUGAUCUGAGGACCCAUGCCAAAUCCUUUCAGUCUCCUGAGGAGGAAUAGGCUUUGUCGUGCCCUCUUCACGACUGUCUUGGUGUGUUUGGACCAUGAUUGUUUGUUGGUGAUGUGGACACCAAGGAACUUGAAGCUCUCAACCUGCUCCACUACAGCCCCGUCAAUGAGAAUGGGGGCGUGCUCGGUCCUCUUCUUUUUCCUGUAGUCCACAAUCAUCUCCUUUGUCUUGAUCACGUUGAGGGAGAGGUUGUUAUCCUGGCACCACACGGCCAGAUCUCUGACCUCCUCCCUAUAGGCUGUCUCAUCGUUGUCGGUGAUCAGGCCUACCACUGUUGUGUCGUCGGCAAACUUAAUGAUGGUGUUGGAGUCGUGCCUGGCCAUGCAGUCAUGGGUGAACAGGGAGUACAGGAGGGGACUGAGCACGCACCCCUGAGGGGCCCCCGUGUUGAGGAUCAGCGUGGCAGAUGUGUUGUUACCUACCCUUACCACCUGGGGGCGGCCGUCAGGAAGUCCAGGAUCCAGUUGCAGAAGGAGGUGUUUAGUCCCAGGGUCCUUAGCUUAGUGAUGAGCUUUGAGGGCACUAUGGUGUUGAAUGCUGAGAUAUAGUCAAUGAAUAGCAUUCUCACAUAGGUGUUCCUUUUUUCCAGGUGAGAAAGGGCAGUGUGGAGUGCAAUAGCGAUUGCAUAAUCUGUGGAUCUGUUGGGGCGGUAUGCAAAUUGGAGUGGGUCUAGGGUUUCUGGGAUAAUGGUGUUAAUGUGAGCUAUGACCAGCCUUUCAAAGCACGUCAUGGCUACAGACGUGAGUAUUACGGUUCGGUAGUCAUUUAGGCAGGUUACCUUAGUGUUCUUGGGCACAGGGACUAUGGUGGUCUGCUAGAAACAUGUUGCUUGCCUUGAAGCGAGCAUAGAAGUAAUUUAGCUCGUCUGGUAGGCUUGUGUCACUGGGCAGCUUGCGGCUGUGCUUCCCUUUGUAGUCUAUAAUAGUUUGCAAGCCCUGACACAUCCGACGAGCGUCGGAGCUGGUGUAGUACGAUUCAAUCUUAGUCCUGUAUUGACGCUUUGCCUGAUGAUGGUUUGUCGGAGGGCAUAGCGGGAUUUCUUAUAAGUGUCCGGGUUAGAGUCCCGCUCCUUGAAAUUGGCAGCUCUACCCUUAAACUCAGUGCGGAUAUUGCCCGUAAUCCAUGGCUUCUGGUUGGGGUAUGUACGUACGGUCACUGUGGAGAUGACGUCAUCGAUGCACUUAACUGAUGUGGUGUACUCCUCAAUGCCAUCGGAAGAAUCCCGGAACAUAUUCCAGUCUGUGCUAGCAAAACAGUCCCGUAGCUUAGCAUCUGCGUCAUCUUAGUUUUUGUUUGUAAGCAGGAAUCAGGAGGAUAGAGUUAUGGUCAGAUUUGCCAAAUGGAGGGCGAGGGAGAGCUUUGUACGUGUCUCUGUGUGUGGAGUAAAGGUGGUCUAGAGUUUUUUUUCCCUCUGGUUGCACAUUUAACAUGCUGGUAGAAAUUAGAUAAAACGGAUUUAAGUUUCCCUGCAUUAAAGUCCCCGGCCACUAGGAGCGCUGCAUCUGAAUGAGCGUUUUCCUUUUUGCUUAUGGCCCUAUACAGCUCGUUAAGUGAGGUCUUAGCGCCAGCAUCGGUUUGUGGUGGUAAAUAGACAGCUGCGAAAAAUAUAGAUGAAAACUCUCUUGGUAAAUAGUGUGGUCUACAGCUUAUCAUGAGAUACUCUACCUCAGGCGAGCAAAACCUUGCGACUUCCUUAAUAUUAGAUUUCGUGCACCAGCUGUUGUUUACAAAUAUACACAGACCGCCACCCCUUGUCUUACCGGAGGCAGGUGUUCUAUCUUGCCGAUGCAGCGUAUAUCAAUGUAGCCACGACUUUGUGAAACAUAAGAUAUUACAGUUUUGAAUGUCCCGUUGGUAGGAUAUCCGUGAUCGUAGUUUGUCUAUUUUGUUAUCCAAUGAUUGUACGUUGGCUAAUAGGACUGAUGGUAGAGGCAGAUUACCCACUCGCCGUCGGAUCCUUACAAGGCACCCCGACCUACGUCCCCGAUAUCCCGAAUGACGGGGAUUUGGGCCUUGUCGGGUGUCUGAAGAAAAUCCUUUGUGUCCGACUCGUUAAAGAAAAAAUCUUUGUCCAGUACGAGGUGAGUAAUCGCUGUCCUGAUAUCCAGAAACUCUUUUCGAUCAUAAGAGAUGGUGGCAGAAACAUUAUGUACAAAAUAAGUUACAAAUAAUGCGAAAAAACACCCACAAUAGCACAAUUGGUUAGGAGCCCGUAAAACGGCAGCCAUCUCCUCCGCCGCCAUUCUUUCAUUACAUAUUGCAGUAUAUGUAACAUUUCCAAAAUGUACCUGCAACAUUUAUCCACUGAUCUGUGUGGCGUACUGUAGGGCGGUAUAUCUGCAUCUCCACCAGUUUAACCUCAGUUUCUUCAUUCACGUCCUCCUCUGACCUUCAUCUGUCUCUUACUGAACCCCCUCCCAGCAUCCUUCACUCUCACACACAGAAACCCUUCUAGAUGUGUGUGUGUGUGUCUGUGUGUCUGUCGAUCCAGGCCACAGCAUCAGCUGCGCUCUCAAGCACAUCUCUCGCUGUGUGUUGCUUCUCAAACACACCUCUAGCUGUGUGUGUGUGUGUGUGUGUGUGUGUGUGUGUGUGUGUGUGUGUGUGUGUGUGUGUGAAUCCAGGUCACCCACCCUGUCAGCCUGUCCUCUAUUUCAGGCCUGUUAGCCCCAUAUGGCCUCUGAGGUGCUCCUGCAGUUGUAUUGAUAUUUCUUGAUGUGCCGCAUGCUGUUCUAUUUUAUUUAUACACACACACAACUGACUCAGCCAGUGGACUGUAGGUACUGUAGAGGCUUUUGUUAAUCAAUUAACACUGCCAAAUUUAGACUGAAAACUAGGUCUUCCUAAUUUAGAUAAAUCAGGCAGUGGCAUUUUUGGGGGGAUGAUAUUUAACCUUUGUGAUUUAUGAGUUAUGUCUGUGUAAUUUUCUGCUCAGGUGUGCAUGUAUGUGUGUGUGUGUGUGCGUGCGUGUGGUUGCUGAGGGCGGGAGUGACCGUUUAUUUCAUGUUAAAUGGGUGUUUAUUUGUGAAUACACUAUGCUUGUGUGUCUUUUUUGUAUUGAUAUAUGUGUGUACUGCAUGCAUGUGUGUUUGUGUUCUCCUCUCUGCAGGUCCAUGCUAACGUGGAGAACUCGUGGAAUGAGGAGGAGGUGUGGAGAGUAGAGAUGUACCUGUCCUUUGGUAUCAUGAGCCUGGGACUCCUUUCUCUCCUGGCCGUCACCUCCAUUCCUUCUGUCAACAGCGCUCUCAACUGGAGGGAGUUCAGCUUUAUUCAGGUACUCAGACAGACACUUUUGAUGAUGAUAAUGAUGGUGAUGAUGAGGAGGAGGAGGAAGAUUAUGACGAUGAAGAUGGUGACGGGAUGAUGGUGAUGCCGAGGAUGAUGAACAUUCUUAUGGAAAGGCCUCUGAUCAAUAAUACUGACUAAGAAAUAAUAACAAGCUGUCAACUCUGGGUCAAACAGUUUGUUUUCUGAGUAGUCUUCUUCAUGUUGUUUGUAAUCAUGUUCUUACUGUUUCUCUCUCUCUUCUUUCUCUCUCUCUCUCUCUCUCUCUCUCUCUCUCUCUCUCUCUCUCUCUCUCUCUCUCUCUCUCUCUCUCUCUCUCUCUCUCUCUCUCUCUCUCUCUCUCUCUCUCUCUCUCCCCUAGUCGACGCUGGGCUACAUCGCUCUGCUCAUCGCUACGUUCCAUGCUCUGCUGUUUGGCUGGAAGCGGGCCUUUGAGGAGGAUGCUUACCGUUUCUACCUGCCUCCUAACUUCGUGGUGGCCCUGGCCCUGCCCAUGUGUGUCAUCCUGGGGAAGGUGUUCCUGCUGAUCCCCUGUGUGGGACGGAGGCUCCACAGGAUCAAACGGGGAGCUGAGAGCAGCCAGUACCGCCAGGACCCUGUUGGGGCAGCAGCACACGUCUCACCAGAGAGGGUCACUAUCAUGUGA